Lobosporangium transversale is the source of this 766-nucleotide messenger RNA. RefSeq lists its product as hypothetical. Bases 287 to 547 code for a protein of 86 amino acids. The record is from RefSeq and is a predicted model, not a curated record. NCBI's taxonomy places the organism in Eukaryota, Fungi, Mortierellomycota, Mortierellomycetes, Mortierellales, Mortierellaceae. The transcript has a single exon.
ACACAGGCCGCUACUGGGCGCUCGUCGCUCUGGCCUUUGUCUUGAACUUGAUGUGGUUCAUUCAACCCAUAGCAGUGUAUUUACCGGGAGGUGUCAAGUUUUUGGGGCUCUAUGGUGCAAUCACUGGUAAGAUUGAUGGUAUUUUCACAUCCUUUGAGCGAUUAUUAUUUUAAAAAACUGCUCAGCUGAUUUGGAGGAAUGUCUAUUUCAUCUUUUGCUUUCUGCCAAAUGGGGAUGACUCAAUCUCUGAUUAGCAUAUGUUGCAUUUGGCAGUGGAUACGCUGCGAUGGGGUGCUGUGGCAUGCUGCUACUCUUAAUUCUCAGGCGAUCAAUGCUUCAGGCCCUUGGGUUUACUUAUGCAGAUCUAUUACCGAUGCAUCGAGGAAUGGGUCUUCUCUUUGUCUUUUGGAGUGUCCUUCACACUAUGUGCUAUAUCCUCUACUACAUACACAUCAACCAUUUCUGGGAAAACUUCAACUUUGAUGGCAAUACGCGUGGACCGCAGAAUCUUUUUGCCCUUGCAGCUUUGGUGAGUAACGAAGGCUAACGCUUAUUGUCUGCAACUUCAUGUCAUCGGUGUUCUGUUUUGUAGUGCAUGUAAUGAGCAUGAGCUUCACACUGAAAAGGAAGGAGGUUUUUUGUUUUGUAGGCAUCAUUACUAGGUCUGGCGGUCACCGCGCUAGAGUGCGUCCGAAGGAACUGCUACCUGCUCUUUAUCACGGCUCAUCGCGUAUUCACAGUUAUCACCUUUGUGGGCACACUGAUG